AUGUAUUACUCAUACUUCAAUCCAACUGAGACUUAGUAAAAAUUGAUUGGUAUUUGGUUUAAACAAAAUAUUUAUGAGGCACAAGAUUAAAAUACAUUUAAGAUCUUGCUUUUUACUAAUUAAAGCUAAUAUGUGAAUACUUAAAUAGGAUUUCUUCCAGAGCUAAAAGGGUUUUUAUCCUCGUAUAAAGUUAUUGAUUCAAACAAAAAUAGGGGUAUGAUCUUUAGAACUACAGAUUACUACGAUUAAUUGUUAAUAGCAUCUAGGAGUGAAGAUGUUGAUAUUUACGAAAUAGUUACUAGUGCUGUAUUUACCAUUAAUGCUUAGAUCUAAAAUAUGGGCACUGCUGUUAAUUUUGUUAGGGAUAAAUUUAUGAAUCGCACCAAUUUGAUGAACUAGCUAUUUCUUAGCCCAUCUUUUGAGUUAGGGGAAAACUCUUUAUAUAACAUUCGAAUGCUUCAAGUUAAAAAGAUAAUUUAUGAAUUCGAUGACAUCUGCUAUGUGGGACUCAGCUGUAGAGUGACUGAACUUAAUUUUCGUUUAAAUGACUCAUGCUCUGAUCACAAUUAAGGGACUAGAUUUUACCUCAAGUUUACAACUUAAUAGCUUACAGAAAACUCCUAUGAAUUAGACACAUUUUUGCCAGAAUUGACAGACACAACAACAAGCAUUUUGCAAUAUAAAAUACAGCUUAAUAAUUUGAACCUUAAUCAUUGGGGUAAACAUAUAAUUAAAGGUACUUAUGGUAUAUAAGAUUCAAAAAGCUUUUUAUGGCCAUUAGAGACAUACAGCAAGCAAAUAUAGAUAAGAUACUGCCUUGAUGAUUAUUAUUUUGACAAGGAUAGAAGUGAAAAUUAUAUAGCAACUCAGUAUUACUUAUUAGAUUCCCAAGAACUUAUAAUAUAAGUUCCUACACCAUACUUAGAACCAAAGCAAGAAUGCUAUAAAGAUUUUAAUUAUCAAUCGAUUAUUUCUCCACAGCCAUAGGUUGAUUUUAUUAGAACACAAGACAAUUUGAAAUUUUUAAUCAGUACUAAUGAUAUUAAAGCUAAAGGAGUUUAUUAGAUCACAGGAGUUGAAAAAUAUUUAACCGAGCUCUUGCAAAGUGUUAAUUAGUGGUGA
This is a messenger RNA of Stylonychia lemnae, 1122 nucleotides long. NCBI's taxonomy places the organism in Eukaryota, Ciliophora, Spirotrichea, Sporadotrichida, Oxytrichidae. The record is from the annotation of a GenBank genome assembly.